AUGUGCUCCGCCCCAGGCUUGGACAACAUCCUCAUCUCGCUCAGCAUCCGGCAUCAGAACUCAUCUACCGCCCUCUUAGUUUCGAAUGGCACUACUUUACAUGACCUCUGUUAUCAACGACUGUCGACUCUCAACCCCCUCGCAUCACCCGCAGACCGAAUAAUCUUCAAGCUGAUACUGAAGGACCCACCCAGAACAUUGGUAUCACCAGGCGAUUGCGAUAGAAAAACACUCCAUCAACUCGGUUUCACUUCCAGUGAUGUUCAAUAUCCGGUCUUACUCCUUACGACCGAACUGGCCGAAGUUCAACGAUCCGCGGAAGCAUCUCAAGCCAACCUCAAAAGAGAACAAGCACGUCAAGCGGCUCUAAAGAACCCGGCGAAAAUCCGAGAUACGACUAUGAAAAACCGAAACAAUCCCGAAGAUCGCUGCAGGUUUGGACAGGUCGCUCUUUUACCGAACUUGCCAUUCGAGUCCAGAAGGAAAGAAUUAAUCGAAAAACUCUCAACCCAUCCUUCGAUACGCCAACAAAUGGUCAAAUUUCAAUUCACGGUUGAACAUCUGGGCGAGUUGCAUCCUUGGGCAGAUCCUCAACUGUUGGGAGUAAAUCAAAACGCCGGACAAUCUAUCCGUCUCAGGCUCCUGACCGACGACCUCAAGUCCGUUCGACCAUUCACGAUGGUCAGAAGAGUUUUGAGCCACGAGCUCGCUCAUAACGUUUUCGGUCCCCAUGACAAUAAAUUCAAAGAGUUGGAUUCUAAAAUUCACAAGGGGAUGCUGGCGUAUGACGAAAGCAUCAAAGCAUCAAGUCAUCGACUGGGCGGAGAGCUAGGCGACCACUACGAACCUGAAACGGCCGCACUCGACUUUCAUUGCAGUACUUCGGUUGCUAUUGAGCCUCAGAAUCGGGCUCCGGGACAGAUAGUAGGCUCGGUGGCUAGCGAUCAAGCGCAGAACCUCAACCCCAGGCUUGCUGCUGCCGAAGCUGCUUUGAAAAGAGCGGCACGGAAGAAAUAG
This is a messenger RNA of Puccinia triticina, 1017 nucleotides long. RefSeq lists its product as uncharacterized. Bases 1 to 1017 code for a protein of 338 amino acids. Lineage: Eukaryota; Fungi; Basidiomycota; Pucciniomycetes; Pucciniales; Pucciniaceae. Gene Ontology annotation, molecular function: proteasome binding. The transcript is spliced from 2 exons. The record is from RefSeq and is a predicted model, not a curated record.